This is a messenger RNA of Alosa alosa (allis shad), 2241 nucleotides long. It is a transcript of the gene rab18b, whose product is annotated as RAB18B, member RAS oncogene family. The record is from RefSeq and is a predicted model, not a curated record. The transcript has 7 exons. Lineage: Eukaryota; Metazoa; Chordata; Actinopteri; Clupeiformes; Clupeidae. Gene Ontology annotation, molecular function: GTPase activity; GTP binding. Bases 91 to 711 code for a protein of 206 amino acids.
UGUGUCGACGUCACAUUUCUGGUCCGAAAGUCUCAGCAGUAGCAUAGCAGAGCAGCGUCUAACCAGACAUCUGUAAACAGGCGAGAGAAUAUGGAUGACGACGUGUUAACAACUUUAAAAAUAUUAAUUAUCGGAGAGAGCGGUGUGGGGAAGUCGAGUCUUCUUCUAAGAUUUACUGAUGACACCUUUGACCCCGAACUGGCAGCAACUAUUGGUGUAGACUUUAAAGUGAAAACAAUUGCGAUUGAUGGGAACAGGGCAAAGCUGGCAAUAUGGGACACAGCAGGACAGGAGAGGUUUAGGACUUUGACGCCCAGCUACUAUCGGGGUGCGCAAGGAGUCAUUUUGGUGUAUGAUGUUACAAAACGGGACACUUUUACCAGACUGGAAAACUGGCUGAAUGAACUGGAGACGUACUGUACACGUAAUGACCUUGUGAAAAUGCUGGUUGGAAACAAGAUUGAUAAGGACAAUCGGGAAGUAGACAGAAAUGAAGGCCUUAAGUUUGCACGGAAACAUUCAAUGCUGUUCAUAGAGGCGAGUGCUAAGACACGUGAUGGCGUGCAGUGUGCCUUCGAGGAGCUGGUGGAGAAGAUCCUGCAGACCCCGGGCUUGUGGGAGAGCAGUGUGCAGAACCAGGGCGUUCGCCUGACGGACCAGAACCAGGCGGCCGGUGGGGGCAGCUGCGGGGGGUACUGCUCCGUCCUCUAACCACCCCCACCCCCUGCCCCCAUCUCCACCUCCACCCAAACAACAAAAAAAAAGACAAACUGAGACAGACCACUCGCCCCCCACCCACCCCCACUUCCCUCCUCCCCCCGACAGUGGGUUGGGAGGGGCUGGUCCCUCUGAGGCGCAGUGCCGAGGGGCUCUACUGUUUGCACACUUCAUACCUAGUACAUCACGUUGUAUGGGCCAUGCCUCAUGUUCUACUCUUUUAUCCGUGUUAUUUAAACAAACAGGCUUCUUGUUAUUCUACAAUCCUGCGGGAUGCUCGGUGUUAAAUAGAUCAUGUACAGUGUAGUUUCAGUUUCACUGUCCCUUUAUCUCCAGUAUUGGCCGUGGAUGCCACUGCUUGGUGGAUUCAUCUCCUGUGUUUCUUCCACAUACAGCCUGUACCUUCCAGCCCUGAGGGCAGUGAGAGGAGGGAAUGGCGAAGCAGUAGACAGGGAGUUUUAGGUCAGGUGACAUCACUGCAGACAUAUACAUACUCACUGACUAUGAGAGAGCCUGCUUUUCAUCUGUUUUAAUAUAUUGUUUAUCGAUGCUUCUCUCGGCAUUGGAAAGCAUUGCCUUAGUUCCGUAUAUUUUGCCUCUUCUGUCUGGAUUUUAAAUCUGUAGUUGUUAUAAUAGGCACUACUUUUCUAAGCAAGCACAAAAACGUGCUGUCUUGCAUUUUGCUUUAGGAACAUGCCUGCUGUAUUUUGCAUGCCUUUCAUGUCAUGUUUUUUUUUUUUUUUUUUUUCAAAAGAAUGUUUGCAUUUCAACUAUGUUUGUUUUGAAACAUAUCAAUUCUUUCAGUUGACCAGGACCUGUAGAUAAAGUAUCAUGACAAAUACCUCUGUCAGGCCGCUAUGGACGUCAGAGCUCAUGCCCCAAGCAUACAGUAUUAUAAAGAAGAGGCAUAGUUACUCAAAGCAAGCAUCUAAAUAUUUGUGGCCACAACAAAAGCCUUUCCAUGAUGUCUCCAUACUUCAUACACACUUCAUACUUAUGAAUUGGCAUAUUCUCACUUUAUUUUUUUGAGAUGUUCCAGAGGUGUUCCUUCAUGCUUAUAUGCACAUCCUAUUUAAAGCAAUAUUCUCUGUUUGUGACUUUUGUUUGAGUUGUCUCCAUCCAUACUUUACUCUUUAAAACAAUUAUGCCUUAACGUCUGACUGUGACAUGAUAAUCUUUGUAUCACUAUGACAAACUUGAUGUCACUUAAUGACACAGCACCAGUGAUGGAAAAAGUGGUAGACAAAGACAUUUUCAGAGUAGAUUGAUUUUAUUUUCUUUCUUCCUGUCUAAACAGAUUAUGGAUCUGUGUCUUUUGCCUCACUGAGCAGUUUGGACAUUAAUGGAGGCAUCGUUAAUUGCUGGUUCUCUGGCCAAUGCUGUAAUACUUGGCUUGGCUUGUCAAAGAAAGGUAUUGAUUGAACCAUUCCUGUAUUUGGAUGUGGAUUGUAAGCCGGAAAAAAUGUAUGUUGGAACAUUAGAUCAGCUCUUUUAUUUUGCAAUAAAACAUGUUGAUGUUCACCA